This is a messenger RNA of Coffea eugenioides, 1493 nucleotides long. Its product is annotated as pentatricopeptide repeat-containing protein At3g48250, chloroplastic-like. Gene Ontology annotation, biological process: RNA splicing. The transcript is spliced from 2 exons. The record is from RefSeq and is a predicted model, not a curated record. The coding region runs from base 124 to 1176 and encodes 350 amino acids. NCBI's taxonomy places the organism in Eukaryota, Viridiplantae, Streptophyta, Magnoliopsida, Gentianales, Rubiaceae. Gene Ontology annotation, molecular function: protein binding.
AUUGGAGAGAAAAUUGGGAGAGAAUAGCAUAUCAGUGCAGGAGAAUUUUGUUUUGGGGGUGUUGGAGGGGCUUGGGAAAAAAGGUUUCUUUGCAGGGAAGAGGCGAUUUCGGAGUUUUGGAGUAUGUUCAAGGAGAUGAAAGACGCUGGUUAUGUAAUUGAUACUGAUACUUAUGUUCAAGUAAUGAGGGAGUUUCGGAUGAGGAAGAUGGUGAAGGACGCUGUUGAGCUUUUUGAGCAUAGGAUGAAUAGUCCAUUUCAGUAUUUGUCCAACGAGUGUAGUUUGCUUUUGCAUGCCAUUGCAUCGGCUGUUGAUCCUGACUUGGAUCUGAUGUCUAGAGUUGUGAAGAAAUAUGAGGCAGCUGGGUAUUGUUUAUUGAAGAGUGACUAUGAGGGGAUCCACUGUUGUUUGUUGAGUGCUGGAAAGUUUGAUGAAGCAGAGCAGAUCAUACGGACCAUGAACAGAGCUGGUUAUGAACCAUCUAGUAUCAUCCACAAACAAUUGAUUUUUGGACUUUGUAAAGCAAGAAGGCUAGAAGAAGCCAUUGAAUUACUAGAUGAGAUGGAAGCUCAGGGAUGUAUUCCUGUUGUUGAGACUGCGAUGAUCGCAGUAAUGAGAUGUUGUUGUGAUAUCGAUGGAGUUGACAAGGCAUUCCUAUGGUUUGGAAAGAUGGUGAAAAAAGGCUUUGAUGCAGAUGCUGGUCUUCUGGAUGUUCUAGUCAAUGGAUUUCUGAAAGAGAAGAGGGUCAUUGAAGGAUACCAGUUUCUUGUGGAAAUGGUUGACAAGGCUCGUGUGGCACCACGGCAUGCUACACUUAAGAAUCUGAUUGAAGAGCUUCUUGGAGAGAGGAGACUGGAAGAAGCCUUGAACCUUCUUCGGCUAAUACAGAAACGGAAUUAUGAACCGGAUCCAGAGCCUUUCAUCCAGUAUAUCUCGAAGUUUGGUUCUGUGGAGGGUGCUUGGGUGUUUUUGAGGACACUAAGUAAGAAGCAGAGUAAAAAGCAUGUAUCUGUCUUGGGUUGCCAACUUGUUUUUCAGUCCUUCUUUAAUGAGGGUAGACGUUCUGAGGCUGAGGAGCUGUUCUGUAAGUGCCCUAGAUAUAUUCACAAAAAUCCUGCACUUCGCGUCCUUUUUUCUUCUUCUGGGAGCAGCAACGUGGUAGCAGCUUCAGCUUGAGAUCAUGACUUAGUAGGUAACUGGUUGAUAGCUAGCUGUAAUCUACAGAGGCACCAUAUGCACCACUGGCUAAGUCUUUACUGAACUUUGUCGAUUGUAGAUUAGUGUUGAAAAUUCUCUCUUGUAAAUAACAAGUUAGGGGCUUGUGUUGGCCAAAAACUCUCAACUCACGGCUAAAGCUUGCUAUUUCUUUUGGUCUUAUAAGGCCCUCAGAUAAUUAGCUUGUAUAUACUGCAUCGUUGAGGAAAUAUAUGCAAGUGGUCUAUCUGCUAAUCAUUUUCUUAUCAUCGAGUUGUUAUGAUGAUAUGCUUUGGCUA